AUGCUAAACCCUAGGGCCAUAUCAUUGAUUGUGUUGUCCCUCCUGGGUUCAACCUAUGCCGAAGAUUACGAAUGUGUCGGUACAUUUAUCUUUGGUCGCCACAAUGACAGACCUGCCAAACCCACAAACCAGCAAACUCCACUAGGAGCUGAAGCUCAACUGAAGAAUGGAGCUCUUUUCAGGGAAAGAUAUUAUGGACUCACUUACGAUAACGAACCUGUGGACUCUGAAUAUAAGAUUGAAAAAUUGAACGAUGAAGGAUUUUACCAAGCUUCUCAGUACUAUGGACAAGCUCCAUACUCAGGUACCAUCGCCAAAUCCCAUAUGGCUUUCCUUCAAGGAUUGUUUCCUGCAACUGAUGGCCCUUUGAGCAACGAACUGCUGAUUCAAAGCACUGAAUCCGAUUUGGACAAUGGGACUGUUAUGGAAUAUCCUUUGAAUGGCUACCAAUACGUCAUGAUGGAUUUCCAAGACCCCAAUGCUCCCAAUAAUUUCAUUAUUAAGGGUGACGUUAACUGUGCAAACUCAGAUUCAGCAAUUGCAGCUGCAUAUAAGACUGAAGAGUUUCAGAACCUCAAUGAUACCACUUUUGACUUUUACCAGUCAUUGAGAGAUGUUCUACCCGAGGAAGACAUUGCUACUUCGUUUUUGAAUUUCGGUAAUGCUAUGGAUAUUUUCGAUUACAUGAACGUCAACUGGAUUCACAACAGCACUUUACAUGACCAAUGGAAUAUCACUCUCCUGGACGAAGUAAGACUUUUAUCAAACCAGUUUCAAUGGCUCAUAUCUUACAAUGAGACAGAUGUAACUGGAGACAUUUCUAUUGGAGGCCAAUCUAUUUUGGGAGGUGUUUGGACAUACCUAAACACUACCAAGGAGGCACAAUCUCCUCUGAUAAACUACUUCACAGGCUCUUUCAAUACAAUGUUUCAAUUGAAUGGUUUGCUUCAAUUGGACAAACUAUCUGCCAACUUUACUGGAAUGCCAGACUACGGAGCCACCUACAUAUUUGAUCUGAUGCAGGACACAUCCGAUAACUACUUCGUGCAAUUUUCUUUCAAAAAUGGAACUGAUUCCUGGGAUCAGUUUACUGUAUACCCAAUCUUUGGAUCUGAAGAUACAAUGAUGUCAUGGGACGAUUUCUCCGAGAACAUCAAGCAGUAUUCCAUCUUAACUUUGAGCGAUUGGUGUGACAGAUGUAAUGCAGGCGUGGAGCAAUCUUCCAAAUAUCCAUCGGUGUGUGUUCCCUACUCUUCUACUUAUAAGGCUGCAAAAGAACUUCAAAGUAACGGGGUUGACCUUGAAAGUAUCCUGUCCGGUGAUUACUCGUCUUUGGACAUCCAGGAUAGCCAUCACUCCAAGCUUUCCAAUGCCGCUGCAGGUGGAAUUGGUGCAGGUGUAACCAUCGGUACAAUGUUGGUCCUUGGCGCAUUGUUUUUGGUGUUCAAAAGGGUCACCAGGUCCAAGAAGAACAACGUUCCUAUUGCGACAUCUUCGGAAAGUGCCAGUUCUGAUUCCUUGGCUGAAAAGUCAGUCUAA
Molecule: messenger RNA, 1539 nt
Organism: Komagataella phaffii GS115
Lineage: Eukaryota; Fungi; Ascomycota; Pichiomycetes; Pichiales; Pichiaceae
Exons: 1
Coding region: 1-1539 (512 amino acids)
Biological process (GO): dephosphorylation
Molecular function (GO): phosphatase activity
Source: RefSeq, a predicted model, not a curated record